Striga asiatica is the source of this 318-nucleotide messenger RNA. NCBI's taxonomy places the organism in Eukaryota, Viridiplantae, Streptophyta, Magnoliopsida, Lamiales, Orobanchaceae. The record is from the annotation of a GenBank genome assembly.
AUGAGGAGGACGGGCAUCAAAUGUCGCAAAGCUUUCGCUCCAGCCGAUAAUCUCUCUCGUCACUGGGGACAGAUUAAAGAUCACCGAGAGAUCAAAGAGAAGCAGAUCAGGUGUUUUUGUGGGAAGUUCUUCAAGACUUUAAAUGGCAAGAAGCUGCAUAUGAAGCACUGUCUCCACGUGGCACCGUCUCCCCCGUCACAAUUCAGCUGUAUGUACCUUCCCAGGAUGCACCUUCAAGACAGAGAGGAUGAUAAUAUUAAUGACCAACUGAAGACUGUGGUAUUAGCAUAUUGUUUUCACAACAUGAUAUUUCUUUAG